UACUCUACAUGGAAACAAAAAACUCUGUACCGUAUUUAAAAUAAAAUGAUUCGAUUCCAAAAUAUUAAUACAAAAAGUCCGUUUGGCAUUGGAAUUUAUUCGGCAAAAAAAAGGUUGUCUGUCGCCUGUGGGUGGUAGUGUGAGAAUAUUAUAACAUAUGUAAUAAUUUAUUUGUGGUAGUAAGGUAAACAUUGAUUGUGUGAAUCAAACACACUCUUCUCUUCAACGAAUUUUUGAACCCAAUCGCUAUAUUUGUACCUCCUGAAGUAUGCGCACCAAGAUGGCGCACAUCCUGAACUCAGGUUGAGGUUCAGGUUAUGCGACAUCUUGGUGCGCAUACUUCAGGAGUACCCUUAAUUGCCACCCACUAAGUUCUGGAAUUUAACAUUAAUAUAUCAGUAUACUAUACGGACAGUAUUACUGUACAGCGGACUGGAAAAUACAAUGAAUGACAUUGAAAUUAUGAGUUCACCACAACCUGGAUCUAUACCAAUCUCUUCUACUUCCAAAUCUAUCGUGCAUGAAAUCAGACCAGUUGGCGGUGCUUUGAAAGUUGGUCUAUGUAAUAUUCGUUAUCUUCCGAAGUCUGUUUCUGAAAGUCAGAAUAUAAAGUUAACAUUGAGUAUCAACAAUGGCAAUUUACCUGAGCAUCAUGUACAAGCUAGUGUCACGCUCACAUGUGAACCAGCUGUGUUAUUCCGGAAAGCUAUUCAUAUCCAACUUCCAACAUGGUUAGUAACUGAUAAAUCAGUUGAUGUUUCAAUUUAUACCAAACAAUCUGAAUCUGACUGGAUUGAACUGGAUUCUGCAGCAGUGACUGAUGAAAGAAUAUUUGAUAUUCAGUUGAAGGAACUCAGCAAUAUCACAGCUUUCUUGCAUAAAAGAAGUUUGCCAAAUGUAAAUUUCAUGUUGAAACCGUACCUAUUUAGCAAGGAUGUUAGUUCUUUUAAAGUUGCACUUGGAUUCAGCGAUCAGAUUUCAGAGAGCUGUCUGAACGCCGACAUGAAGAUUGGAGGAUGUAGCAUUGCACUUCAUAAGAUGAAAGAAAUCAUUGCAUCUCUUGGUGAUGAAAUUCACUACAAACUUACUUCUGAUGAUAAGGUUGAAAACCAACCAAGUUGUGAAGGUCAAAUAAAGAUAACUGAAAGAUUUCUUGAAACUGUCAGAGGGCAUUCUAAUGCUCAUGAUCUCCAAAGUGUUCCAUCACAUCCAUUAUUCAUGAUAAAACAAGUUAGAGAAAUGAAUGGAACAGUGGAAAUUAUAUCAGAAGAAUCCUCUGUUGUUGCAAUACAUCCACAUAAAGGUCCAAGCUGCCAGACAAAUGUUGAAUUCUUCGGAUCAGUUCAAGCAGAAAAUGUAAUUACUGAUGCAGGGGAUGUAAAAAUUGAUCAGAGAGUACUCCUUGAUGGUGCACAACCUGAAAUGUGUCGUGAGAAAAAUAAUUUUAGAUAUGAAAAAGUACGAAGGAUGACAUCAAAUCUAACACAGCCAUCUCAACCUGGAUUAUCACUGAUGUCAGAAAGACCAAACAAAGUUUCCAACAUAAGAUUUCUUGGUAAUGUCAAAGUAAAAAAUCUUAUUGGGAAUGCUGGAAAUGUAACUAUUGAUCAGCGAAGGAUGUGCAAGACAGAACCUGCCACAACAAGUAAUGCCAUUCAACCUGAGAAUGAUUUACAUGGCCCAGUGCAGGUAGCUGGACAGCCUUUGGAUGACUCAGACGAUGAUGAAACAGAAAUAUCCGACAAAUCUCAGAGUCAAACUGAUGUUGAAAUGGAAGAAAAAAAUGCACAGGAAUCUGCUAUAGGAAGUGAUAGAACAUUCACUUCUACAACAUGAUGUUGAAAGCUUCAAGUUUUCUACUUUAAACAUUUGUAUAGAUUUUUAUUAUUCCUUGGUAAAUUUCCUCUCUGGUAAGUACUCAAACUGAUGUUGGGUCAUUAAACUCAUUGUGCUGCUAACCUUUACUGGAUUUCUUCAAUCAGGCAUAAAUCUUAGAUAAAUUUUGAAGUCAAUAACUUUUCUGUUUAAUUGUUUAAAAUCUACAAAUGAAAUUCUUAUUUCCUAACUCUUUGAGAUAUUGUCCUAAUCAUGUCAAUUUUUUUUUAGUACCAAUUUUGAAUUCUAUAUCUAUAUUUUCUUCAAAUUUUAUCGACCUUUUUUCAAAUGUUGGAAGGUUUAUUUAUUAUAAUUGAUAUGAAAUUUGAACUUAGACUUUCUGUUUCAUCGUUUAUGAUAAAUAUACUUGGUCGUGGUAGCUUUUUGACAUGUGACUAUACUAAAAUGUUCUGAAUCGGUCAUUAUGAAAUUGUGUAAUAUGUAUAGCCGAUUCCACCCUUGCCUGUAUAUGAACAAAUCUCAGAAACGACAAUCUGGCCAUCAGUGAACCAUCAUUAUCACCAGCAAUCAUUGGUUGUCAUUUGAUCGCCACCUCCAUAUAUAAUAUAUAUGAGCAUUCCUCAACCAAGUAAUUUAAUUACAAUUAAAAGAGUCAUUGCCAGUGUUCCCAAAUUUGAUAACGUGACACUGUAUAUAUGUUAUUUGAACGUAUUUUUGGAUCAAACUCAAUCUAUAAUUUCUAUAUUAUGAUAUCUAUAAAUGAGAAAUGACUGAGAUUUUAAAGGACUUUAUCUUGACUAUGAACAAAUCUAGGGAACAAAAUUUUAUUUCAUUCGCAACAAAUUUUCUCUUACGGGCUUUUUAUACAAGUAUCGGAUCCUUUAUACUGCGCAUGGAACGAUAGAACAUAGGUUUCAAGAUUGAUGGAUUUUCAACUGUUUUUUUGUUUGCCUUUAGCAAAUGAACUCUCUCGUAUUUGUCGGUCAUGUGUUCGAGUUUUAUAUUAUAUCCAAUAUUCC
This is a messenger RNA of Styela clava, 2855 nucleotides long. RefSeq lists its product as uncharacterized. Lineage: Eukaryota; Metazoa; Chordata; Ascidiacea; Stolidobranchia; Styelidae. The record is from RefSeq and is a predicted model, not a curated record.